AUGUUCCCUGUUGGCCGUGACUCACACGAGCUCUCACAGUUCCUACAUACACACUCAAAAAGCUCUAUUAUGGGGAAGUUUUACGACUCAAUUCCUGAGUCGUUCAUUCCAUGGAUUAAUGAACAACAUUGUUUCUGGGUUGCAACCGCUCCUAUCUCUGCAAACGGACAUGUCAACGUAUCUCCAAAAGGGAUGACAGGUACAUUCAAAUUAUUAGGUCCGAACGCAUGUUUCUAUCAAGACUUGUCGGGUUCGGGUGUGGAAACGAUCUCCCAUCUGCGAAUUGUACACGAACUAGGGAGCCCUCGCUACGAAGAGCUUAUUCCGCUAUCGGACCGCCUUCCCGGUUCACGAGCAGCGAUUGAGGUCCAGAUUCACAAGGUCGGAAGUUCAUGCGGGUACUCGGUACCUUUCUACGAGUACACCGGGGAGCGGACACUUUUGUGCGACGUUAUGCGACCUCGCGAACAACGAGAUGCUGAUGGAUGUCCCGAAGAACUCAAAAGUGGCAACUACGGAUCCAUUUGCCCACCUCAAGCCGACUCCAGCGUAUCCACUUUCAGAAGACUUGGUGCCGGAGAAGAGCUUGCCACUCAUACAUAUACCUCAUACACCAUGCCCAGCAUCUUCGAGUACAGCUUUGAGGACCACGGCCACAAAUUCGGCACCAAGUUUUCUACUGGCCUUCUCAUUGGCGGUGAAUUCGUUGAUGGUAGCAACAACAGUACCAUCGAUGUCAUCAACCCAACCACUGGAAAGCUCAUCACAAAGAUCAGCGAGGGUACUGAGAAGGAUGUCGACCGUGCAGUCCAGGCAGCCCAAAAGGCGUACGAUACAGCCUGGGGCCUGAAUGUGUCUGGUGUCCAACGUGGCAAGAUCCUAAUCAGGAUUGCUGAACUUAUCGAGCGCGAUAUCGACGAAAUUGCUGCAGUCGAGGCUCUUGACAACGGCAAGGCUUUCACCAUCGCCAAAGGCUUCGAUGCUUCCGAGGCUGCUGCCUGCUUCCGCUACUACGGCGGAUGGGCCGACAAGCACCACGGAAAGGUUGCUGAGAUCGAUGAUAGCCGCCUGGCGUAUACUCGCCAUGAGCCGAUCGGAGUUGUUGGACAGAUCAUUCCAUGGAACUUCCCGCUGCUGAUGUUUGCAUGGAAGCUUGCACCAGCUCUGGCGACCGGUAACACGAUCAUCAUCAAGCCAUCUGAGUUCACACCUCUGUCUGCUCUUCGUGUUGCUGCACUGUUCAAGGAGGCUGGUCUUCCGGAUGGUGUUGUCAACGUUGUUCCUGGAUAUGGCCAAACUGUUGGUGCUGCCAUCUCUUCGCACAUGAAAAUCGAAAAGGUUGCCUUCACUGGCUCUACCGCUGUUGGCCGUACCAUCAUGAAGGCUGCAGCAGCAAGCAACCUGAAGAACGUGACGCUCGAGCUCGGUGGAAAGAGCCCGAACAUCAUCUUCAACGAUGCUGACCUUGAGGCUGCUGUUCGCUGGGCUGCAUUCGGCAUCUUCUUUAACCACGGACAAACCUGCUGCGCAGGCUCCCGUGUCUUUGUUCAGUCCGGUGUCUACGACAAGUUUGUUGAAUUGUUCACUGCGCACGUCAACAAGCUCAAGGUCGGCGACCCAUUCAAAUCUGAGACCUUCCAGGGUCCUCAGGUCUCACAGAUCCAAUUCGAUCGCAUCAUGGGUUACAUUGAGUCCGGAAAGUCCCAGGGUGCGACUGUCGCAACUGGAGGGGAACGUAUCGGCAACGAGGGCUACUUCAUCCAGCCCACCGUCUUCACCGACGUCAAGCCCGACAUGAAGAUCAUCCAGGAGGAGAUCUUUGGACCCGUCGUAGCGAUCGCCAAGUUCGAGGAUGAGGCGGACAUCAUCCGUCAGGCAAACGACUCGAUCUAUGGUCUCGCUGCUGCGGUGUUCUCUCGUGAUAUCUCCCGGGCAUUGGAUGUUGCACACAAGCUGCACGCCGGCACAGUGUGGGUGAACUGCUACAACAAGCUGAACAACCAGAUGCCGUUUGGAGGGUUCAAGCAGAGCGGUAUUGGGCGUGAGCUCGGCGAGUACGCCUUGGCAAACUACACCAGCGUCAAGGCCGUGCACGUUAACUUGACCGAGCCUGCACCAUGA
Molecule: messenger RNA, 2121 nt
Organism: Rhizoctonia solani
Lineage: Eukaryota; Fungi; Basidiomycota; Agaricomycetes; Cantharellales; Ceratobasidiaceae
Product: aldehyde dehydrogenase family protein
Exons: 14
Coding region: 1-2121 (706 amino acids)
Molecular function (GO): aldehyde dehydrogenase (NAD+) activity
Source: RefSeq, a predicted model, not a curated record